AUGGGCAGCGAAGAUGUUGUUCUGUAUGGCACAUGCAGGAGUAGCCCUUUUGUCGACAGAGUGAAAUGGGCUCUGAAAUUGAAGGGGGUGGAGUACCAGUCCGUUGAAGAAGACCUGUUGAACAAGAGCCCCAUGUUGCUGCAGUACAACCCAGUUUACAAGAAGGUCCCGGUGCUCGUGCACGCCGGAAAACCGAUAGCGGAGUCCACUGUGAUCCUUCAAUACAUCGAUGAAGUAUGGCCGCAGAAUCCAAUCAUGCCCGAGGACCCCUAUGACAGAGCCAUGGCCAGGUUCUGGGCCAAGUUUCUUGCUACCAAAUGA
Molecule: messenger RNA, 321 nt
Organism: Nymphaea colorata (pocket water lily)
Lineage: Eukaryota; Viridiplantae; Streptophyta; Magnoliopsida; Nymphaeales; Nymphaeaceae
Product: probable glutathione S-transferase
Exons: 1
Coding region: 1-321 (106 amino acids)
Source: RefSeq, a predicted model, not a curated record